AAAGAAACUCGUCGAUUCGUCGUCCUCACGGAACAGUUGUGUGAGUCCUGCUUUUGCAUGCAGAAAGAGGUCGGUUCGUGUGGAAUGGGAGUUUUCUGGACGGGUCCAGCGUGCUUGUUUUAUUGCCAGUAGAGUCGUCACCUCCGCGUCAUAUCCGAGACAAUAUCGAAGGAGUAUUUUCAUAUCUGUAAGAUGUCGAACUGCGCUUCUUUUCAGACUCAGCUGGCCUCUAUCCUGGAGGUUUUGGCUAAAACAGCCGUAGCAGAAAUCACCAAACUAGUUGACGACGGGUCUUCUGCCUUACGUCUGGAAAUGUGCAGAAGCCAAAGAGAGAACGAGGCGCUAAAAAGGAAGUUACUGCUGAUGGAGCGAGAGCUUAGGACUCUGCGAGGAUACGGAGAGGGAACGCCAGAUAAUUCUCUAAACAUCUCCUUUGAAGUUCAGGUUUGCGACGAAUUCAGGGAGGUACCAAGACAGAAUGCAAAUCUUUCCACCGAGAGAGUCACGAGGGAGCGGUUUGAAAACUGUGGUUCAGUUUCAAUGAAAACGGAAGAUGCUCGUUUACAGUCUACGCUCAUCAAACGCGAGCCUGUAGACGGAGAUUGGUCUGAAUCUGUGCUUCUCGGCGGGGAUUGGCUGAAUGUGGACCCAGAGAGGAGCCAGUCACAGGCGGAACAGAAGAUCAGUGAGGAGAACGCCUGUGGCACAUCGCGGGCAGCCGCAGCUGUUGCUGAUGGUGGAGAAGGACCCCUCUGUGAGGAGGAGGAGGAGCCCUGGCCUGCGGGAGACCCAGAGAAGGGGCUGCUGGUCGAACCCAAACAGGACCCGGAGGGCCAGCCUCUCACCCCCCCUCCCCCCCUGAUGAAGGUGCAGUGCGUGUGGAGCGAAGCGUCCCGCCUGGGAGCGGUUCGGGAGAAACGUGGACGGCGUGGCAGGGGGCGCACGCAAAGAGAAAUGCAGGUGGGUCUGGACUUCCCUGAUGAGCUGCACUGGGCUUCUGGAAACAAGAAGAAGAUGGCCUCCCGGCUGCCGCACAGUCAAGCAGCCGGAAGGAAGAGGAGAGGCGACGUGUGGAAGCACUUCAGUUUCGACACGACUGAGCAGAAGACCGAGUGUCUCGUGACCGUGGGAGGGAAGCCGUGCGGACAUCGGAUACGAGGGAAAAAUACCACCAAUUUAAAAAGACACCUCAGGACACGUCACCCAGAAGUCUACGCCAAGAUUCCAGAAAAGGCGACCACAAAAACGAAAUCAGUCCUGCAACGGAGAAGCAGCCAGCAGCCAAACGAGAUGCAUUCAGCCAGCAGAGAGAAAACUGCACGUUAUAGAGCUCGGGUUAACAACGAUCCCAUCGCCAGAGCACAGACAUUGGCCAAAAGAAGGGAGAGGUAUCAGGUGAGGAGAGCCCAGGGGCUCCUGGACCACCAGCCGAUCAGCGCAAUGAGCGCCGAGGCGGGGGAGAGGAGGCGGAGCCAGUGGCGACUGGCUCAGAAGAGGAGGCGGGAACGGAACAGGAAGGGCGCGGAGGGCGUCGACCUGACCCCGGCGUCCCUGGAAACGAGCGCCGAGUCGUCGGAUGCCUGGACGUACAUAUGCGCCGCGUUCUGAGCGCCUUCCCGCUAACGUCGCCUCCCGGGGGGGGGCGCCCUACGCGCCGCUCUGCUCGCAAAGGGGGGGGACCAAACCGCUGCUGACCGUUAAAAUCGAGAGAACGUGUGUGUGUGUGUGUGUGUGUGUGUAAGGGCGUCGCCGUUGGGCGAUCGGGGAGGACUGAAGAGCUCGGCGAGCCGCUAGGAAGGACAGCGGGAGGGGUUGAGGGCAGUUUGCCGUCAAGCAGACUUCCUGCCGCGAGGCCAUCAAGGAAAUGACAUCACAGGAAGGGGAGAGAAAUUCAGCUUUGGAGCUUCCCAGGGGACCAGGGAUCACCAUUCUCUGUGAAGCUCAUGAACUUCAGUGGUUACUCGAGGUGUUGCAGUUUAGUAAGCCUCUGGUGCCAAAAAGCAAAUUACCCCGUUGAAGCCCAUUGAAUUGAACUAUGAAUUUACCCUGGCCAAAUUAAAUUAUUUUGGACAGAACUUUUAAACUCUAACAUUUGUACACACUAAACAAAUUACUGUUUCCCACAGAAGAAGAUAAUAAGAUUAAUUUCAUUCCAGUUUGGUCCACAUGGUUUUAUGUCCCAGUGCACGCACCUGCUUACAGGGGCACACCUGCGCAUGAACGAGUACGAGGCUGUGAUUGGCUCAUCGAUGCAGAAACUGAUUGAACUGAUGGUUGCCAACACACAACCGAUUUGUCAGAAUACGUUGAGUAUUAAACCAUCACCUAGGAUUACAUGAAUCUACCAUCAUUAUUGUUUUGAUUAUGUUGUCGUUUUGAUAUUACAAUUAAUAUUGCCAAUAAUGUUAUUUACUAUAAUGUUCUUGUGUCCAUUGUUCAAUGGUGAUUAAUCUGAUGAAUAAAUAAUUAAAAGUAAUAAAGCUGGCAUAUGUCACUCUUACAGGAAGAUUA
This is a messenger RNA of Anguilla rostrata (American eel), 2511 nucleotides long. RefSeq lists its product as uncharacterized. Gene Ontology annotation, molecular function: DNA binding. The record is from RefSeq and is a predicted model, not a curated record. Lineage: Eukaryota; Metazoa; Chordata; Actinopteri; Anguilliformes; Anguillidae. The transcript has 9 exons. Bases 193 to 1608 code for a protein of 471 amino acids.